AUGACCGAGACAGACGUGAUGGAGUUGCCCCCGGCUCGAAUAGGUUUAGUUAUCGGAGCUAAGGGGAAGACAAUUGCUGAGAUUAGAGAACAAUCGAAAGCACAUAUAUACAUUGAUGGCCAUAAAGCCAUCAUCCGUGGUAGCGAGGAAGCAAGAAAAGAAGCCAUGCGUCUAAUCAAUCGGAAAGUGCGCAUAGAGCCGACUAUACAUCCACACAUUGGGUAUACUGUUCUUGAAUUACCAGAAUCUGAGACGUUACCAAAACUCAAGUUCAUUUCAUAUGACGAUGUCGAUUUUAAUACUCAUACUCGUGGGAAACGAUUAUACUGUACAUUUUCGACAAUCGCUCAUUCACGCCUGAGAACUAUAGAAGAUUGGUGUGACCUGAAUAGAGAGAGGCAUGGCUUUCAGAGUAGUUUUCAGCAUUAUGCACCGGAUAUGAUAAAGAGAAUUUGGAAGAUUUUGCAGAAGUUCGGAUUUGAGGAAGUUACCCAAAGCAAACGAAGUAGUAUGAAUAAGGAUGUGAAGACCGGUACCAGCGAUCUCAUAACAAUCGGCGAGAAGAACGAAGAGGAGGAAGGUAAUCAGAGCAUCGACAAUGAUAUCGAUGGGAGAAAAGGGAGUGUUUGUAUAACUUAUGAUGGUGACGAUAAAGUCAGAAAGAAACUUAAACUUCACUGGGAUUACGAAGAGGGCGUCUACAAAAUAACUAAGGCAACUACACAAAUUCGUCGGGUUGCAAUUGUUGAUAUUGUCUCUGGGACAUCUGCGCCCGAUAUACGUUUCCUGCUCAAAACACAUAAAGACGAAGGUAUUAAUGCAGAAAUGGUCAAGCUUAUCAGUGACUUACAGACAUCACCACUAGAACUGUUUGAUGGAACUUACUUCCAAUCGAAGCAUUUGAGAAAGCAGCUUGAUGUUGACUCAAUCAGGCAAUCGAUGACGAAGCGGAAGUUUGUAAAUAACAGAUUUCAGUUAAGUGUAAUCACCACACGAAAAGAAGUACGAGCAUCUCGAACCAAAUUUGCGGCACCUGUGGAAGAGCAAACAAUUAAUCUGAAACAUCUUUCAUGGAAAAUGUAUCAAACGAACGGCGAAAUACGUCAGGUUUAUGAUAAAGACUCGCUUGAACAUAGCAUUAGAGAAACCGUGGCAUUCGCAAGAAAACUUUGCAGAAUUCUUGAGUCUUGA
Messenger RNA from Paraglomus brasilianum, 1191 nucleotides. NCBI's taxonomy places the organism in Eukaryota, Fungi, Glomeromycota, Glomeromycetes, Paraglomerales, Paraglomeraceae. The record is from the annotation of a GenBank genome assembly.